CCAGCAGAUAGUUCGAAGCUGUACCAGACUUCGAGCUCGUCGAGGCUGGUACUUAGAGCCCAGCUCUCCCACGAUUCCGUCCCGCCAUUUAUACAUACGGUCGCUCCCAUCGCUGCUCCCAUCGUCGAUAACAUGCCACUCUCAACUAUCGAUGUCUUGCCUCCGGAGUUAUUCAUCCAGAUAUUCACUUAUUGUGUCUCCAACGAUGCACUCGCACCCUUGAACCUCCGGGCUGUCUCUACUACAUGGAAAGAUACCGUCGACAAUUCACCUGCCGUCUGGCAACUCAUCUCUCUCGAUAGUGAUGCUCGUUCACCACUUUGUUCUCGCCAUCAAGCAGAGUUCUGGGUAAACAGGUCCCAGCCCCUACCCGUCGACGUAGAAAUCAGCGCACACGAUCUCGACCUCUUCCUUCCCCUCAUCUCUCCCCUUCUUCCCUCGAUAGACCGUUGGCGGACGUUCAGUCUCACAGGAAGACGAGAGGAGUAUGUUAACAUGGAAGACCUUGAUCUACCCCCAGACUCUCUCAAGCGUCUCCAUGUCUUCUUACACGAUCACGAUUUCGAUGACCUUGAUGAAGAAGUGAUGUCCCCCCCAAAGAUCACAUUCACCCGCACCUACCCAAUGUGGCCGGAACCAUUCACCAUGAACAUCUGGCUCUCCAAACUCCCCUGCCCACUCCUACUAGCUCCCCUCCGAUUCACGCAUGUCACUAUAUCCGAGGGACCAGCAGUCGGAAUACAAACCCAUCCGCAGCCCGUCCUCGAGUUCCUCACCGCCUGCCCCGAACUCGAAUUCUUCUGCUUCUACGGCUGGCCGCACGACGAUCAGCCGCCCCCAGAGCACCUCCCAGUAGUCCACCUCCCGAACCUCCGCACACUCCGCCUAAAGAGCACCUGCUCAGCCCGUGCCCUCCUCUCCUCACUCAACACACCCCGACUGCGGAACCUCUACCUCGCGCACCUGAACGUCGAUUUCAUGCUGCAGCAGGCAGAGCACCGCGAAGCCGGGGACAGCGACGACGACGCGCGGGAUUACUCCCAGUCUCCAUGGAGCGACCACGCAACGGGCAUGGGGCUACGCAAGCUCAUCAACCAAUGUAAUCCCCCCAUCCGAAUCCUCGAGAUGGAUUUCAGCGACAUGCGGACGAAGGAUUUCCGGUAUGUGUUUGAUCGGCUGAAGGACUUGGAGGAGUUUAGGAUCGUCGCGUCGGAUAUGUCGGAUAAGGUUAUUGCCUUGUUCAAGCCGGUGUUCAGUGUAGACGGUACGACCUUGAUCAGGUUACCCAGAUUGAGGCAUCUGGAGCUGUAUAACUGUCCCCGCCUCACGGGGGACGCCGUCGUCAACUCUCUGGAGCCUCGCGUGGUAUAUACUGAUGCUCGAAAUACGGAUGGCAAGUUCAUGGAAGUGGCGGUUGUGGGUUGUGAGGGCUUCACGCUUUGGCAUGAACAUUUGCUGUCGGAAUCUUUGGGCAAGCGAUUGCGGACACAUGAUUGA
Messenger RNA from Laccaria bicolor S238N-H82, 1497 nucleotides. RefSeq lists its product as uncharacterized. Gene Ontology annotation, molecular function: protein binding. NCBI's taxonomy places the organism in Eukaryota, Fungi, Basidiomycota, Agaricomycetes, Agaricales, Hydnangiaceae. The annotation marks the transcript as partial. The record is from RefSeq and is a predicted model, not a curated record. The transcript has 2 exons.